Molecule: messenger RNA, 2369 nt
Organism: Humulus lupulus (European hop)
Lineage: Eukaryota; Viridiplantae; Streptophyta; Magnoliopsida; Rosales; Cannabaceae
Product: receptor-like protein EIX1
Exons: 1
Coding region: 1-2229 (742 amino acids)
Molecular function (GO): protein binding
Source: RefSeq, a predicted model, not a curated record
AUGAAUUCUUUCAUUCCCAAAUGCUUUUAUAGUUUUCCCAAUCUUGCAAGCCUCGACCUUUCUCUUAAUAACUUGCAGGGCACGAUCUCAAGUGACAUAGAAAAUUUGACUUCUAUUGUCACUUUUGACUUGUCAUUUAAUGCUUUAACAGGAAGUAUACCAAAAUCCAUGGGAAAACUUUGCAAUUUGGAGGCAAUUGAUUUGUCAUACAAUAACUACAAAGGAAGAGUCCCAAUGGUAUUUGAAAGCUUGUUGUCGGGUUGCCUUGUAAAAAAUCUAAAGUCCUUGCAUUUGGAUGGAAAUUUGUUUGAUUCCUUUACUGGAGAAAUCUCAGAUGAAAUAGGAGUUUUCGAGAAUUUAGUUGAUCUUUCUCUCAAAAAUAAUAAUUUUUCUGGUCCCAUUCCUAUGUCAAUAUGUCAAAACUUACGAUCCAUAGAGUCAUUAGAUAUUUCGAAAAAUAAUUUCAUUGGCUCUAUUCCAGAAUGCUUGGUUUCUCUCUCAAAGUUAAAAUCUCUCAUUAUUUCCUAUAAUCAAUUAAGUGGACCACUUCCAAUCAGUCUUGGGUCUCUCUCAAACUUAGAAAUUCUUGAUAUUGGGUCAAACAAUUUCGAAGGUGAUGUGUCUGAAGUUCAUUUUGCCAACCUCACAAAGCUCAUUGAAAUACAUGCUUCUGAAAAUAAUUUGACUAUGAAAGUAAGUUCAUACUGGACUCCCCCCUUUUCUCUUGACUCCAUGGAUCUAGGAAACUGGAACUUGGGUCCUCAUUUUCCUGUAUGGCUAAAAUCACAAAAAAGUAUUUCUGAAAUAGACAUGUCCAACACUGGAAUUUCAGAUGCCAUUCCUAGUUGGUUAUGGAAUUUUUCUUCCUAUAAUAAAUAUGUUGCCUUUUCUAUUGACUUGUCCGAAAACCAAAUCUAUGGAGAAAUUCCUGAAUUUCCAAAUGAUGGUUAUAAUUAUAACUUAAACUUGAGCUACAACAAGUUGACAGGUUCAUUACCUCAUAUCCCCGUUUUUGGCAUACUAGAUCUUUCAAAUAACCAUUUGGCUGGUAGCAUUUCUAACUUCAUUUGUUAUCGAAAAACUCAAUCAAGAGUAGUUUUAGCUCUAUAUCUCGAAAAUAAUCUUUUAUCAGGAAAGAUUCCCAACUGUUGGAUGUAUUGGCCAAGUUUAUUGAUGAUAGACUUGGAUAACAAUAAUCUCACUGGGAAAAUUCCAAGCUCUAUUGGAUCUUUACAUGAGUUACGGUCAUUGCAUAUUCACAAUAAUAGCCUCAUUGGAGAAAUACCAGAGCCUCUUAAGAAUUGUUCAGCUUUAAGUGUUCUUGACCUUAGUUUUAAUAAGUUGGUGGGAACUAUACCAAGAUGGAUCGGAAGUCUUCCAAUGCUGCGCUUUCUUGUGCUUCGUUCAAACAACUUGACAGAUCAUAUUCCAGUUGAGCUAUGCAAACUUUCUUCACUUCAAGUAUUGGAUGCUAGCAACAACAAUUUGACAGGAAUCAUACCAAAAUGUUUUAAAAAUUUAACGGCUAUGACCUCUAGUUUGAAUCAAUCAAUGUUGCCUAGCUUUGUCUUUGGCACCACUAUUCAAUGGUCUAGAGAGAAUGCAAAUCUUGUAAUUAAAGGAAGGGAAAACCAGUACGACAGCAUCUUAUAUCUCUUAAGUGCCUUAGACCUUUCAGACAACAAAUUAUCAGGAGAAAUCCCAGAAGAACUUACAAGUCUCCAAGCAUUACAAUCGCUGAAUUUGUCGGGAAACUAUUUGAGUGGGAACAUUCCAAAGAAGAUUGGCAGUAUGGCAGAGUUGGAAUCUCUUGAUCUCUCAAAAAACCGAUUGUCCGGUCACAUUCCUUCAGGUAUGUCAAGCUUAACAUUCUUGAGUUUCUUGAACUUGUCAUAUAACAAUUUCUCAGGACAAAUUCCAACAAGCACCCAACUGCAAACCAUGGAUGCUUCCAGCUUUAUUGGCAACAAAUUGUGUGGACCACCACUCCUCAUAAAUUGUAGAGAAGAUCAUGUGACACUGCAUAGAAGUGCCGACGAUGGAGAAACACAAGAUGAUGAAUACUGGUUUCGAUUGGGCAUAGGAAUGGGGUUUGGAGUGAGCUUUGCAGGGGUCAUUGGUCCGUUGCUAGUUUGUGGAUUUUGGAGGCGUGCAUACUUUUGGUUUGUCGAAGAAUAUUUGUGGUACAAGUUUGUGGAUUACUUUAUCAAAGUAAAGUACAUGUUUUAAAAUUAUUUGGGUCAAUCAUGGUUUAAAGGCUUUUGUAAUAAGAUAGGGGUCUUUUCAUUUUGUACUGUUUGUUGUAAUGUUUGUUGGUUUCGUUGAACUCAGAAUACUUGUUUGCAUAUAUUUGGUUGUUUGGUCUUUUA